Messenger RNA from Sphaerulina musiva SO2202, 2956 nucleotides. RefSeq lists its product as uncharacterized. Lineage: Eukaryota; Fungi; Ascomycota; Dothideomycetes; Mycosphaerellales; Mycosphaerellaceae. The record is from RefSeq and is a predicted model, not a curated record. Bases 26 to 1690 code for a protein of 554 amino acids. The transcript is spliced from 2 exons.
CUCACAUCUGACAGGCAGCGCCGUCAUGGUGGACGCCAGCUUAAUAUUGACAGUGGUCUCCCUCAUCAUUGCAAUCAUUGCGUUUGUGGUUGCAACGGCACAAGCAUUACUGCAGUUUGCCGGCAGCGCUGAAGGCUAUCGACAAUGUCGGGAACACGUGAUGGGGGGAUGGGGUGCGCAAACGAAAAGGGUGUUUGCCUGGGAGGAAUUCCGGUUCAAGGUCAUGCUCAGGACGCCAGUUCUGUUUGUCGCUCGGCCAGAAAACGAUCGAGGCCCUAUGGGCCCUGACCGACCGAUUCACGCAAUCACCGGCACGCUGGAAAGCUACGAGAACACGCACUGCAGGAAGCCCUCGCAGCAAGCCGAGGACCCCAGUGCCGGAGCUAUCCGUGUGCAUACUACCGAUGAUGAACUUGCUUCGUGGGUGAUUUUGAUGGAAACGCUGCACAAGGCCGAAGCGGAGGGGCGGAGCUGGGAUCUCGAGCAAGCUCUGCAAGGACAGUCGAAGCCUCGUGGCCGGGUGUUGUCCACUCUGGUGGUGCAGGUGCAGGAGAAGCAACGGAGCUGGGAUCAGAUGCCAGAUGGAGUCAAAAAACCGUUUGCCACCACGAACAUUAGCCAUGUGGUAGAAAUUGCAGCGUUGCUUGGCUUGCAGUGGGUCAAAUUCGACCAGGAUACGUGGAAUUUGCGAGCAGAAGGCAAUGGCCUCAUGUUGUUGUCGCAGCCGAUCUGGGGCUUGGGCGUCAGCGUGUCGUUCUCAGUGACGGGGAAGACCACGUUCCAGGAGAAGCGCAUGAUCCCGUGUCGUGCUGUGAAAGCGCUCUCAUUUGGAACGGUCGACACUACGUUUCCCGACUUACAGCUGAACUUUGAACCGAAGAAGGAGGCAUGGGAGGAUAUGUAUGUCACGCAGCGGACAUUGAGGCGACUCAAACUGAAUCGGAAGACCAUGGAGCGAUACUUUGAUCGGAAAGAACAUAGCGUUGUUCGAUCCGUCAAUUUCGAAAUCAUCGCCAUGCUCGGCCAGGUCUUCCGCAUUCCCGGAAGCAGCUUCAAAAGAAUCCCCAAUCCCACUCCCGACCCAUGGCUCACCGAUCUCGAUCCCUGCCGCAUUCACGUGGAGUUUCAAAACAACAUUGCACGAAUGAUGCACGACGCGAACUCGUCAGCCACGGACCAGCUCCUCUGGAUCCACCAGGUCUGGAACGAACGCCUGCAACCCCGGUGGAAAGAACGUGUAGAAGAGAUCGAUAUCGACAUGCGGAACGCGGUCCAAGCAGUCCUGGAACAAUGCGACACCUAUCUCCACACGUGCGGCGAGCCCAGUGUCAUAUUUGUCGUGGGCGCUCACGUGUCUGCCGUUCUGGAAGAAAUCAACGAUCCCCAAUCCUUUCUCCAUUCUCGAGAAUGCGAUACCGAAGCAGAAAUUUGGAGUCACUAUUUUGAGCACAUUUGGGCAAAAGUCCAUGCCUUUCCCGGAGUGUCUGUCGCAGAGGAGAAGAUGAAGGAGAAGAAGAUGGCAAUGAUCUCUUCUUCUGUACCGAGUGCAGCUAAGCUGAGGCAGGAUAUGUGGUUGACGUUGAUGUGUCGGAUGAGUUUGUGGUGGUUGUUGCAUGACUUUGAUGAAAGGGAUACGUUGAUUAUCCCGACCACGGUGAAGGAAAGCAGGAUGCCCGUUUACAUACUAUGAUUUGCCCAUGAAACAUGUGCAGGAACUACUCGUUGUGGGAAUGCUCACACCACCACCACCACCACCACUACUACUGUCACAGCGGAGUUGAUAUUCCCGGUCUGGCUGUUUCCAGUGGACGUGGUCUUUUAUUGAGACCGAUUCAGUAGAAGCGUCAUGAAGAUUUUGGAUUAGUGACUACUUCUCCUGUUGCGAACAAGACUAUAAACGGGCGAUCCGAAGCAUGAAAUUUCUCGUUGAACUCAAUGAUGCAUGAUAGUAGUGCUGUAAAUUCCUCUUCUGCGUCACAAAACAAUGACAAAAGCAGUGUUUCUCACCGAGGUGUCCCACAACAGCGACGACUACACCACUGGGAAAGAAUGCCAGCCAGACCGGCUGUUCCCGAGCAUGCUCACACCCCCUCCCUUGCCCCCUCCCCACACUCUUCGCUUUCUUCCCCUUCAUAACCACCACCAUCACCAACAGAGACCGUUCUGCUUACAAGGCAGCCAGGACAGCCAUUCCGAGCGCGCCGAGGGCAGCGCCGGCAGCAAUCGGCAUUUGUGUGGGGGCCAGGCCUCCCGAAGUCGACGUGCCGCUGGCAGCAGUGCCCGAGGCAGAGGCGCUCGAAGCGAGCCUGCUGAGAGUGCCAGACGCAGAGCUGGCGACGUUGGAGAGCGUGCUCGCGACACCGGCACGAGUGGAAGCCGCCUCGGUGAUGCUGGCAAUGGCCUCGGUGAUGGACGAGCGGACACCGCCCGUGGCCGUGGCGGCAAUGCUCGAGAGGGAGCCGAGAGCGGCCGAAGCGGAGGCCUGGGCGUCCAAGACCGAGGUCAGAGCGGCGUCAAUGAUGGAGGACUGGGCGCCCAUGGCACUGGUGGCAGCAGCGUAGGCGGCCGAGUUGUACGACGCCAGUUGGUCGGGAGAGUAGUUGGGGUCAGCCGUGGCGGCGGCAGCAGCAGAGACGACCUCGGCCGAGAUGGAGGCCACCUGGGCAGCGACCGAGGCGGCGAUCGAAUCUUCAGUGUUGUUGUUGUUGUUCGAGUCUUGAGCAAAGACCAUGGCGCUCAGGCCGAGGAUGAUUACGGAAGCCUUCAUGAUGUCUGGUGGGAAUGCGUUCUGCCGGGAGAUGAAUAUGAUGGUAUGGUACAGUAUGUAGUUCGAAUGUAAUGGUAUGGCGAUGGUAUACUGGAGACGGGAGCAGUGCAGAGGUGAACGAGUGACGGGAAGGAUACAAUGGCUGCGUAGGGAGCGUACGAUAGCGUAGGAAAGAGAGAGAGAGGGAGA